AUGACACAAGCUUCUGUAGCCGGCCACCUUUUCCGGGGAAAAGAGGAUUUUUUACAAUUUCUCAAACAUAGCCCCAGCCUCCGCCUCUAUUUCCACCUCUUGAAUUCUAGGACAAAACAGUCAUUCGCCCAUGAAAGGGAGUUUGAGGUUGGCAAGUUGACUGAUUAUUUAUCUACAGCCUUGCCAAAUUCAGUUAAUCUUGAUGAGAAAAUGUAUGAUUUGUACAAUGGUUGGAGGAAGUUUGCACCAAAUUUUGGUGCAAUUUGGUGCAAUAGGGCAUGCAUUGGAGAUGCCCUUAUUAGUGUAGUUGCAUUUAGUAAAAGCUAUAGAGGGAAAGGAUUCGAUGGCAGAGAAGUAAAAGAUAUUCUUGAUGAAGCUAUGGAUAUGGCGAAUAAUUCUGUAACUGGACACCCAGUGAAGGUGGAUAAAUGCUUUCAGAAACUUGAUUCAUACUUACAAAAGGUGCUUGACGAACAUCUGCAUCAAGAAAUGAGAAAUGGAGAAGAUGAAGAUCUUGUUGAUGUUUUGAUUGGAAUGUCAAAGGACCCUACUGUAUCUGGAGUUUAUAUAAGUAAAGAUCACAUCCAGGUCCUUCUCAUGAACACAUUUCUAGGGGGUGUGGAUACCUGUGCAAUCACCUUGGUGUGGGCAGUGUCUGAGCUAGUCAAAAAUCCUAGAGUAAUGCAGAAAGUCCAAGUAGAAAUCUUAGGCAGCGUUGGAAUGAAACCAACGAUGGAUUCAGAUGAUCUAAAAAAAACAAGAGUUUUGAUCACUGCUUGGGGAAUAUGGAGAGAUCCAAACAGUUGGAAGAACCUUAAUGAAUUUUUCCCUGGAAGAUUUGAGGACAGCAAGAUUGACUUCAAAGGGCAACAUUUUGAGUUACUGCCAUUUGGGGCUGGAAGGAGAUUGUGCCCAGGAAUAAGCACUUCCAUUGUCACUGUUGAGUUUACAUUGGCCAGCCUUUUUGUACUGGUUCUGCAGAUAUUAUUUCUUAAUACUGAGAUAUUGUUGUAUUUCCUUGGUUCUUGUAGUGUUUAUAUUGAUAUGAUAAUUGAUCUUGAGAUUGCUGAAAUUUUUUGUAAUAAGGAAUAA
Messenger RNA from Olea europaea var. sylvestris, 1092 nucleotides. Its product is annotated as 2-methylbutanal oxime monooxygenase-like. NCBI's taxonomy places the organism in Eukaryota, Viridiplantae, Streptophyta, Magnoliopsida, Lamiales, Oleaceae. Gene Ontology annotation, molecular function: heme binding; monooxygenase activity; oxidoreductase activity, acting on paired donors, with incorporation or reduction of molecular oxygen. The transcript has 7 exons. The coding region runs from base 1 to 1092 and encodes 363 amino acids. The record is from RefSeq and is a predicted model, not a curated record.